This is a messenger RNA of Phlebotomus argentipes, 636 nucleotides long. RefSeq lists its product as uncharacterized. The record is from RefSeq and is a predicted model, not a curated record. NCBI's taxonomy places the organism in Eukaryota, Metazoa, Arthropoda, Insecta, Diptera, Psychodidae. The transcript has 2 exons. The coding region runs from base 1 to 636 and encodes 211 amino acids.
AUGACUCUCAAACGUGUGGUCAUUUUUACCUCAUUGGCGGCUCUGCUCUUUGGCUCAGCCGCAACACUGUCGCUGUACGAUUUGGUGGUCAAGAGAAUUCAGUGCACGGAACUCAUUGAGAACUACAUUGAUAAUUCUUGCACGGUGAAUUUGAAAAAUCGCUCAACGACGUACAUUCAGAUAAACGUGACUCCGCACUACGAUUUGGUGGAUCCCAUAAUCAGGAUAACAUUCUAUAAGCGCUUUGUUGUGUACCGGAAAUUCCUCAUCGAUGUCAGGGAGGAUUUUUGUGGGCUCAUCAAGGAGGGAAAACCGGCGCCAGUCAUCAGUAUAAUAUGGAAAACGCUGAACAAGGGCUCUAAUCUGGCUGAGGGUUGUCCAAUGGUCAAAGUAAAGCUGCUUCACUUGAAUAUUCCGAUGUAUUUAUGGCUAAAUGAUGCCUAUUUUCCACAGGAUACGCUCUACUACGUCAAAGACUACGUCUUUGAUGUGUCUCACUUCCCUCCGGGCUUGCCAACAGGUGACUAUCGCAUUGAUAUUGAGAUGAAUAACAGUGCGGAUGGGAAGGACUUCAUAAAGAUUGAAAUUUUCAUCGUGCUGACCCGAAAGCCAGCCUCAGACAUUGAGUGGAGCUAA